This is a messenger RNA of Ornithodoros turicata, 2267 nucleotides long. RefSeq names its product periodic tryptophan protein 1 homolog. The record is from RefSeq and is a predicted model, not a curated record. Gene Ontology annotation, cellular component: nucleus. Gene Ontology annotation, biological process: rRNA processing. NCBI's taxonomy places the organism in Eukaryota, Metazoa, Arthropoda, Arachnida, Ixodida, Argasidae. The transcript has a single exon. Gene Ontology annotation, molecular function: protein binding. Bases 227 to 1645 code for a protein of 472 amino acids.
GGUUUUGUCUACACGCGGGGUGUUCAGCAAGGCAUGGCGCAUGGCCAGCAUGGCAUGUGUGGCAUAACGAAGCAUAGCACAUAGCACGUGUCAGUUACUUCAGCUUCUGGUGCUUGACGGUGUGCAUCAGGCAUGCAUUGAUUAGUUUGCACCCGGCGAUGCCAUUCACUCGAUACAAUUUGGGGUGAGUCAUUCUUGGACUGAACAGAACAACUUAAAUUCGAAAAUGAACUUCGUCCCCUGCUUGGCGUGGGUGAAAAGAGGUGUUGCUAAAGCAACACCUGAGAAGGUGAGACUGCUGAAAGAAGAGCUCAAAGAACUCGUCGAAGCAGAUGAUGGAACAGUUGAGGACAAUGUGGCGAACAGUGACACAGAUGAGCACAUGAAAGGCGAUGCUGGUGACAUCGAUGCUAAAUACGAUUUGGAUAAGUACGACGAUGAAACGGAUGCGCCGUCUAAUGCCAAUCAGCUAGCUGGUCUUGCCAUGUAUGCUAGUAAUGCUGAUGAUCCGUACAUGAGUGGGAAAAGUGACGAAGAAAGUGAAGAGGAAAUAGAUGACUUCACUAUCCGGCAGUCAGACAACCUCAUUGCGGUAGCACGAGUGGACGACGAUUGUGGUUCGAUUGAGAUAUAUGUGAGUAACGAAGCAGAGGAUCAUCUCUACGUCCACCACGAUAUUAUUGUCCAGACCUAUCCAGUGUGCAUUGAAUGGCUCAGUUAUGAUCCGACAGAAUCUAGCCCUGGAAACUACAUUGCAGUAGGAGACAUGACUCCAGUUAUAAGUGUGUGGGACUUGGACGUUGUUGACUCGUUGGAACCUGCGUACAAGUUAGGGAAGAAGACUAAAAAGAAAGCACACAAGCCCAGUGAUGGCCACACAGAUGCGGUUAUUAGUCUUUCGUGGAACAGACAAGCAAGACAGGUACUAGCUAGUGGAUCAGCUGACCACAAAGUUAUCACAUGGGACCUUUCUGCUGGUGUGCCAAACAUCCACAUCACUGGCCACAAUGAGAAAGUGCAGUCAAUCCAGUGGCAUCCCUUUGAAGCCUCGACACUGUUGACCGGAAGCAGUGAUCACACUGUAAAGCUCUGGGACUGUCGUGCCAUAGAUGCAGGCUGCAAGUCUUGGUCGGUCGGUAGCGAAGUAGAAAAGGUCCUUUGGAACCAUUUUGAUCCUUUUUACUUUUACGUUAGCACAGAGGAAGGUCAUGUUUAUGGAUUUGAUGCACGAUCUGACAGCGCUGUGUUUACACUGUCUGCACACACUCAGGCAGUGACUGGAAUGGCCCUCAGUACACAUUGUCCAGGUUGCUUGAUUACAGCAUCUGCAGACAAACUGCUGAAGGUGUGGGACAUCCAGGAUGAAAAACCGGUUUUUGUGCUUGAGACGGACGCUAAAGUUGGCUCAGUUUUAGCUUUGGCUUCCUCGCCAGAUGAGCCAUUCUUGUUGGCAGCAGGUGGCGACAAUCACUCGCACAGCUUCAGGGUUAUUAAUUUGAAAGCAUUCAACCAAAUGAACAGGUUUGAGAACCGCCGUCUCGUACAGCCGGUGGAAGUCCCAUCAGAGGGCCACAUGGAAACAGAUAGCACUGUGGGGGCAUUGGGAGAUCUUUCACUGGCGGGCCCAUCAAAGAAUGAUACUUAGCCAUAUAGCUUUCAAGUGUGCUGCAUUUGUAGUCAUCAUGCUGCCCUUCAUGAAGAGGUCUGAGUAAAGAAAAAGAAAAAAAAAGUUUCUGGUACACUUAUUAAUCUAAGCUGGUACUUCAACUUGACCAGAUAUAACGAUCACAUUACUGAGUUCGUGGUCUUUAUGCCUGUCAAGCUUGUUAGUUCUCGAAGUGAAGGCUGUUGGUGGAGAUUAGGAAUGGGAACAUUGGCCAUGUCUGCUAUAUGUCGUUAACUGCACUGAGACAGAAAUGGGCUUCCGUAAAACCUUUCUCAGCACCUGUUUCUCCCAUAUGUACUGCUGUAGCUUGUUUUACAUCUGAAAGGACUGUCACAAACAUUGUCACCUGAUAUGUAAACAUUUAUUGCAAAAAAAAAUAAGCUCAAUCAAACUAACUUCAUUGCACAAUACCCUGGUACAGCAGUCUACAUGGAUAAUUCUUCACAAAAGCGUCUGAUUUCUCAUAGCCUUUAUCACCUCUAAAAGCUUCAAUUUAAUCGAGUUUUCUGGAAUACCUAUAUUUUCAAGGUCUCUUGUGUUCAGGUCUACAAAAGUGUCCAAGUCCACCUGAAAAGAAGAAAUAAAAGCGGUAAAAUAAUGA